UCAUCAAAACUCAUCCGGCUGCAAAUACAUAUCGAGAAACCCUACACCACCACCUCUGCAAAAUGGCGGACGAACAAAUAACCGACGAUCACAAACGCAAACUCCAUGACUUAAACGCCGAGCCCUUAUCAACCGCCAACUCCACUCCCCAACCGUCGCUCGACGGUCCAUCUCCUGCUCCCCACGAAGAUCCCGAACCUAAACGACCUCGUUUUGACAACAGUCCCGAUAAAUUAGUUACUGAAAACGGCCAACACGAGAAACUAAAUGAGGAUGAUGCUGACCAGAAUAACGAGCAAGAUGUAGUCGACAAAGAAUCUGGUGAGAAAGAGAAGCAGCGGGACGCUCCAGCAGGUGCUACUACUCAAUCUACAUCUGCUGGUCAGCCUGCUUCACGUAAAGUGGAUGUUCCGAAUAAUAAGGUUGGUGUUUUAAUUGGUAAGUCUGGAGACACGAUUCGUACAUUGGAACAAAACUCAGGGGCAAGGGUCCACAUCACACGUGAUUCCGAGGUUGAUCCGGGGUCUACUACCAGGCCAGUGGAAAUAGUUGGCUCUUUAGAAAGUAUAAAAAAGGCUGAGAAGUUGAUAAAGGAUGUUAUAGCAGAGGCUGAUGCUGGCGGUUCCCCUUUACUGGUUGCUAAGGGCUUGAGCAAUCUCCAGUCUUCUGCAGCUGUGGAACAAGUUCAAAUACAAGUUCCAAAUGAUAAGGUUAAGUUCAUUAUUGGAAAAGGAGGAGAAACGAUAAAAAACCUGCAGACUAGAUCCGGAGCUCGCAUUCAGUGUAUUCCACAACACCUUCCUGAGGGAGACCAGUCCAAAGAGAGAACAGUGAAACUCACCGGGGAUAUGAGGCAGAUCGAGAUGGCUAAAGAUUUAAUCAUUGAAACUAUCAAUCAGACUUCUUGGCCAGCAGUCCCAACAAGUGAUUAUAAGCAGCAGAACUCUAAUUCUCGCGGACCUGGCUCUCAAUGGGGACCACGAAGCCAUCCGUCACAGCUGUCUGAGUACAAUCAUCCACAGAGAGGACCAUAUCCAUCUCAAAAUUCACACUAUUUCUCACAGGGAUAUGAAAACUAUCCUCCACAGCGACCGCCUUCCAGAAACAACUUUGGCUGGGAGGGAAGGCCUCCGGCAAACAUGCAGGGGCCUCCUGAUCACGUAGGUUACGAUUAUAAUGGGCGAGGGACCCAUACACUUGCAGCAUCAGGGCCUGGGUCUAUGACGGGCCCUCCUCCUCAAGCAAAUUACAAUUAUGGACAACCCAAAGGCCCAGAUUAUGGGCAGCAACCACCACCUUAUCCACCCCAUGGUUAUGUUAAUGGCUAUGGUGAACCCAAGUAUGACAACCAGGGGCCUGUCCAGCAUCUAUAUGGAACACAUGGUCCUCCGCCUUCAUACAAUGCCCCACAACAGGCUCCCUAUGGUCAACCCUAUGGCCAGCCCAGGCCAAGUCAGCAGGGAGAUGUUCCCUAUCAAGGUCUUGUGCCACCUGUCCAAUCAUAUGGUCCAAAUGCACCAGCUCAACAACAGCCUUACCUUUAUGCAUCAAGCGGACCAAUGCAGCAAGGCUACACUCAAUAUCCUGCUGCUUCUCAACAAAUUGGUCAACCUGUUUCUGCUUAUACCCAGCCUGGUGCUCCACAACAGGCACCUGGUUACACACAAUCAGCACCAACUGCUAGUUAUGGCCUAUAUCCUGCUACACAACCUGGUUUCACAGAGCAAGCACCGACAAGUAAUGCAGGUUAUGGUAACCAAGGAGCAGCUGAUGGUGGUGCUUAUGUAGGUGGUCCAGGCACGGGGUAUGGCCCGUCUGUCGGACCACCUGUUGCUUAUUCUCAACCGGCUCCGAUACAACCAGGCUACAGUCAAUCUGCUGCCCCUCAAGCAGGUGGUUAUGGAAAUGUGCCAAUCUCUUACGGGAAAAGUGGUUCGCCCCAGCAUCAGGCACCACCAGUUUAUGCUCAGUAUGAUAAUAGUCAGAUGUAUGCUGGGCAUCGUUAAUUUGUCAUGUAUUGUUUGUUGGUUGGGUGAGACUGGAUUGAUUUCCCCAUCUUAAAUGUUCCAGUAGGAUUAUUAGGUGUAUCGAUGGAUUUUUUUAAUACAUAGUACUGUUUUGUACUAAUUAUGAUGGUUAAAUUUGCUUUUCUUUCUCUAA
This is a messenger RNA of Erigeron canadensis, 2160 nucleotides long. Its product is annotated as far upstream element-binding protein 1-like. The record is from RefSeq and is a predicted model, not a curated record. NCBI's taxonomy places the organism in Eukaryota, Viridiplantae, Streptophyta, Magnoliopsida, Asterales, Asteraceae. Gene Ontology annotation, cellular component: cytoplasm. Gene Ontology annotation, molecular function: mRNA binding. Gene Ontology annotation, biological process: regulation of gene expression. The transcript is spliced from 7 exons. The coding region runs from base 63 to 2006 and encodes 647 amino acids.